This is a messenger RNA of Tripterygium wilfordii, 2323 nucleotides long. Its product is annotated as transcription factor bHLH67. The record is from RefSeq and is a predicted model, not a curated record. The transcript is spliced from 4 exons. Gene Ontology annotation, molecular function: RNA polymerase II cis-regulatory region sequence-specific DNA binding; protein dimerization activity; DNA-binding transcription factor activity, RNA polymerase II-specific. Gene Ontology annotation, biological process: regulation of transcription by RNA polymerase II. NCBI's taxonomy places the organism in Eukaryota, Viridiplantae, Streptophyta, Magnoliopsida, Celastrales, Celastraceae. Bases 763 to 2016 code for a protein of 417 amino acids.
CACAAGCCAAGAAAGCCAAGCAUGAAAAGGUUAAAAUUUGCUGGUACAAAUGGCAAAAGGAGAGGAGGAAAAGCCCAAGUUAAAGCAGUAAAUAAUGUGCCCCAAGUAACAAGGCAGUCUGUCUAGUCUAGUACACUUGGGUUAGAGACCGAGACCCGUGUGUGCAAAUUAUUAGAGUGAAAUAGGGACAAUCCCCCAUUCCCCGAUUAUAGAAAAAAAGCCCAAAAAGGUGAGUUGGGGGGGAAAUGUAGGAAUGACCCAUCAUCAGACCAAUGACAUAAUCCAAUACAAGGACUUAUUCUUUGUUGAGAGGGAGAGGAAGAGGAAGACGAGUCCCCACAACUGUCUGUCCCCGCUGCCGGACAAAACUGCCACCGCCAAUAAUGCUUGGGACGUUGCAACCCAGACAAUCCUAUUAACUCACUCUCCCUCUCUCUCUACUUUCUCUUUCUGUCUUUUUGGGUUCCAAUUGCAAAUCCCUCUAACAACUCUGAAUCUCUCAAAACCCCCUCAAAUACAUAUCUUUGAGUAAUUUCCACCUUUCAUUUCUAUCUAACCACAUCCAUGUUUCCCUUUGCAUCACCAUGGUUUUACCUCUGUUAAUUCAGAGUUGUUACUGGUUACAUUAUAUAGUCUCCAUGUGAGAUACCCAGAGCAAUUAAUGUGUUUUUUAAGAGCAGAAUGUGUGUACGGGGGGGUCUCGUUCUGCUGCUUGGAGAUUUCAUUUAUUAAUAUUCUUCCUCUGUUAGCAUCAAUAGGGGAAUGUUGGUAACCGAGAGAGAGAGUGAAAGAGGGGAAGAAUUUAAGGCUUACUUCAACAACUUCUGCACUUCUUUGAUGGAGAAGCUCCAAGGACCCAUUAAUCCUUGUUUCAUAGGGGAGAAUCUGGAUGUGGAGUACGGUUUACAACAAGGACUUCUCAACGCAGAGAGCCUGAAUUUUGAGGAAGAAGAACCACAUUACCCAGAACCAAGCUUAGAAGACAAAAUGCCGUUCCUUCAGAUGCUUCAAAGCGCUGAACACCCACAAUUUGUUCCUCUCAAAGAACCAAACUUUCAGACAUUGUUGAGGCUCCAGCACCUGAAGAAGCCAUGGGAGAUGAACACCUACAUGCCUGCAAUGGAAACCCGGAUGCAAACAGUUGAGCUUGAAAGCUGUAUCACCCAUGACAUUGUGGACUUGCAUUCACCAGUCAAAUCUGAAAAAAAGAAUCUUCAAAACCCGCAUUCUACUACCAGCCAUGAAGGUGUAAGCUCCGAGUCUAUCCAAGAACUACCAAGCUCCGCAGAACCAUGUCUCAGAGAAGGUAACUCAGGCUGUUCCCCUCCGUGGCCUCAACCGCAGACGAAGCCCAGAGUCACCCACGUCUGUAAACCUUCCCCAGUCACAAAAGAAAGAAAGAAGCGAAAGCGAACGAAGCCCACCAAGGACAAAGAAGAAAUAGAGAACCAGCGCAUGACCCACAUUACCGUCGAACGCAACCGCCGUCGCCAAAUGAAUGACCAUCUCAACUCUCUCCGCUCGCUCAUGCCUCCCUCUUACAUUCAAAGGGGUGACCAAGCGUCGAUUAUUGGUGGUGCAAUAGACUUUGUGAAGGAAUUGGAGCAACUUCUACAGUCACUGGAAGCUCAAAAGAGGAUGAGAAAAACAGAACCCACAACCGGCUCAGGCAUUUCAUCAAACGGGUUGUCUGCGUUCCCGCCUCCGCAGAAUUGUCAAACAAUUCCAGAGAAUCCUGGCAGCGAAGGAGCAAAGGAGGAGACCAAAGACACUGCACAAAUUUCGGUCACUGUCAUACAAAGUCAUGUCAACUUAAAGAUUGAAAGCCCAAGGAGACCUGGUCAGUUAUUGAAAGUCAUAGUUGCAUUAGAAGAUCUCCGGCUAACUGUCUUACACCUUAACAUCACUUCCUCACAAUACACCAUAUUUUACUCUUUCAAUCUCAAGAUAGAAGAAGAAUGCAAGCUAAGAUCAGCUGAUGAGAUAGCAGCAGCCGUUCAUCAAAUCUUCAGCUAAGUUAAAAUUAGUUAAUUAUGGAUUUUGGGUGCAGCCCAGUAGCCUGCGAAUGUACCACAGACGAGAGUGCAUGACAGUGUAGAUGAUGUUUACUGCUUUAUCAGAAGAACAAAAAGAGCAUUUUUUUUUAUAACUAGACUAGUUGCCAAGAUGAAUAUGUAAUUCCUCUCCCCUUAUUUUUUUUAUUUGUAUUUUAUUUUUAUUUUGUGUUGUGUGAGUGGGGCAGACCAUGCUCAAGUGUUGUAGGAGUAGUAGCAUCUUAAUAUUAAUAUUAGGGAUAUAUAAAAUUGAGAACAAAAUCUGCGUG